Messenger RNA from Ectocarpus sp. CCAP 1310/34, 1907 nucleotides. The record is from the annotation of a GenBank genome assembly. Lineage: Eukaryota; Phaeophyceae; Ectocarpales; Ectocarpaceae.
UGUUCCUCGUCGUUUUCUGACACGAAGACACGGGAGAAGAUGCUCCGUCUAUUCAGAAACGCUGAGUACGCCGCUACGCCGAAGGCCUUCGCUACGUACCGGGCUGACCUGGAGAGGACCGUCAAGGGCAAGAAGUGCGACGAGUACAUGCGGGACCUUCUCGAGGAGAAAACGAAGUGGGCCUUCUCUUGCCGGCCGACAGCGCUCACGCUGGGUAUGGUUGCCACGCAGCGCACCGAGGGCAUGUUCGGGGUGGCGAAAAAGUCCGGGAUACACAAGAACCUGUCUCUGUGCGCUCUGUGGGACCGCCUCCAACAUGUGUACCAGACAAUGGACAUUGAGCACGGCAGGGUUGCAAGCCCAGCCGUGAAAUUGGAAUUGGCGUUUCCGACGAAGCACUUGGAGGAGGCUAAAGACGAGCUCGGAGGAUCCCAGUCGUGCGACGUAGAAGUCGUCUGCGUAAGAGCAGCAGACGCCGAAGGCCACCCCGUGCCUCUGGAGGGUGGUGUCCUGCGUCAACAGCUUGAGGCCGCACACUUCGACUUCAACGUUUGCGAAGAAGCGCCGCCCGACACUGACCUGGAAAUCGACUGCAAGCUUGGCCCUGAGGCUGAAUCGACCGGAGACAACACCGUUUGGGCGCGUGCGUCUUUGGAGGCGCUGUUGGACCUCGUCAGCCGAGUUCUCGUCCAUCUUGCGGCCGCCGUGCGGUAUAAGCUCACGCCUUCACGGCCGAGCCAUGUUGUGGUAUUCGGCCCGGGUGGGUUCUACUUGUGCUCUUGUCUGAAGCUUCUGCGCCACGGGCUACCAUGCAGGCUCUACUUUUCCGUGCUAGCUCGCUUCAUCGGCGGUAAGUACGGGGGAGUCCUGCUUAACCACGAGUUCGACGGCAACAGCGUGCACACGCGCUGGCGGCAAUCACCAGACGGCAGCGACGCGCCCUGGACCGCCUCCAGAGUGUUGGAAGGGGCAGGGCACGGCGACGGCUGGGAUGGAUGUGAUCACGGCCAAGACGACAACUUCUGGGGGCCGACGGACGACGACGACGGCGGGGAGGGCGGCGUGCACCCCGCAGAAAGUGCGGCAAAAGCAGCCGCAGAACGAUCGGCGAGUGACCAUCGCCACGUGUUCGCGACUCUGAUGGCCAAGAACAAGGAAAACGUCACCGAAACAAGGAGGACGGCGCCACACGCCAAAGCCUUGGAGAUACAGGCUGAACUGGACAAGUGGGUGAGGUUUCAGCUUGCCGAUGCUACCGGCGAGAACAAGAGCGGGAAUCCAGCGCAGGUAAAAGCGAAAGGGAGGCCCAACAAAUCCAAGUCGGAGGGAUCAAAGCAGGACCGACACGAUGACAACGGUGCGCCUGCCGACAGCGGGUCUGUUCAACCAGUCGGUAACCCGGAAGGGCGGACGGACAAGAGCCGGAGGGAAUAGAGGAUCAAAGACGUCUCUGGCGCUGGGUCUGGAGCAAACACCCGUCGGCUUACCAAAGAGAAAAUGUCGUAGCGUACAACACGUAGUCCCUAGUAAAAUAUCAACGGCCGGGACAAAUAGAUAGUUCGAAUCGUGUGCCGCCCUUGUCAUCUCGUUCCCGGCGUUGCCAGUCCAUAUCACCUCUUGCGUGCUAACUCUGCACAGCUACUAGCGGACGUUGCAGGCUAAGCCUGAUGUUUGGAAUUGCACACGACAAAGUACGCGCUAUGCGUGCUAUCUGGCCUUAUCUGUCUGCGCGUUUUUCCGUUUAACUUUCUGUCUGUUGUUAUUUUUUUUUCGCUGGGCCGUGAUUAUGUUGGGGCGUUCUUGUUUGCCUACGUUAUGCAGGCGCAGCUAACCGAGUGUCGGACCUGGUCGUUAGCGUUGAAUGCAAUGUUAGUCUUGCACGCAAUGUCUGUCAACAUCCUCUCCAA